This is a messenger RNA of Eimeria mitis, 453 nucleotides long. RefSeq lists its product as uncharacterized. The record is from RefSeq and is a predicted model, not a curated record. The transcript is spliced from 2 exons. The coding region runs from base 1 to 453 and encodes 150 amino acids. Lineage: Eukaryota; Apicomplexa; Conoidasida; Eucoccidiorida; Eimeriidae. Gene Ontology annotation, molecular function: ice binding.
AUGCGGUGUCUGUACACCCGCAUAUUGAUGGCUUGCUGCUGUGCUGCAGCAGCAGCAGCAGCAGCAGCAGCAGCGGCAGCAGCAGCAGCAGCAACUACAACACCAACAGCAGCAGCAACACCAGUAGCAACAGCAACAGCAGUACCAACAGCAACAGCAGCAGCAGCAACAGCAGCAGUAGCAGCAGCAGCACCAGCAGCAACAGCAGCAGCAACACCAGCAGCAACAGCAGCAGCAGCAGCAGCAGCAACAGUAGCACCAGCAGCAACAGCAGCAGCAGCAACAGCAACAGCAGCAGCAGCAACAGCAGCAAAGCAACAGCAGCAGCAGCAACAGCAGCAGCAGCAACAGCAACAGCAGCAGCAGCAACAGCAGCAGCAAACGAAAAUGCGUAGAAAACAAUUGAGGGUUUGUUUUUUUAAGAGUUUGUCUUUGGUUGAUUUGGGGUUUUGA